GCUGGCAAUUGUGCAACAACAACGAUUUUCACGACAAGAACGGCAACCCCAUCAUCAACACCCAGAUCUUCCCUGACAUGGGUGCCAUGGUCAAGCAAGCCCACGGCAUGAACGUCAAGAUGGGCUGGUACCAGAACAACUGCUGGUGCGGCGAGCACGGCAAGCCACCCCACUAUGCCAACGACGCCAACGCAACCGCAGCAUUCGACUUUGACAGCAUCAAGGUCGAUGGCUGUGGCCCCGCCCACAACAUUUCCAUGUCGACCAUGUACAACCUGCAAUUCCAAACCAUCUACCAGGUGCCGAUCAAGCCUCUUUCUCGCCCUGGCUGCUGGUCCUACCCAGACAUGCUCGAGGUUUUCAUUGGCCUCGACCUCGAAGAAUCCCGCACCCACUUUUCCGCCUGGUGCGUCACGUCAGCCCCGCUGACCCUGGGCUUUGACCUCACCAACGAAACGCUCUAUGAGCUGGCCUAUCCCAUCAUCACCAACAAAGCUGCCAUUGCCAUCAACCAAGCCUGGGCUGGCUCGCCAGGUCGACUCGUCAAAAACAGCAGCGAUACGUUUGUUGGCUUUGCGAAGCACGGUGCCAGUGGCAGCUCCGGCACCAACGAGGUCUUCCCCAAGACUCAGGUUUGGAGCAAGCCGCUGCCAGGAGCUGAAAUGGCGGUGCUCUUCAUCAACAUCUUCAACGCCACCUCCGACAUCUCUGCCUCCUUUGCAGAGCUCGGCAUUUCGGGCCAGUUCACGGCCACGGAUGUUUGGACCGGCGAGACUAGCAAUGUCUCCGACCCCAUUACUUACAAGAACGUGGCUGGCCAUAGCUCCGUCUUUGUUCGCCUGACUCCCGUGUCGGAUUAA
Monosiga brevicollis MX1 is the source of this 860-nucleotide messenger RNA. RefSeq lists its product as uncharacterized. The record is from RefSeq and is a predicted model, not a curated record. The transcript has 5 exons. Gene Ontology annotation, molecular function: hydrolase activity, hydrolyzing O-glycosyl compounds. The annotation marks the transcript as partial. Gene Ontology annotation, biological process: carbohydrate metabolic process. Lineage: Eukaryota; Choanoflagellata; Craspedida; Salpingoecidae.